CCUGGGGGUCGGGCGGGGCGGGGAAUGGGGUGCAGUGAGGCUGGGAGCCGGCCCUGAGCUCGUCCUGCGUAGGGGUAGCCGAGCUUGGGGCGCCUGAGCUGGAGGCGGAAGCGUGAAGUCAGGGCUGAGUGGGCGAAGAGAACCUGGGCUGAGGUGAGGCCUAGAAGCGAGAAUGGAGGAGAGAAGGAGCUAGCCCCCGAAGGAGUGUUGGAGUGGACACACUUGGGACGGGACCCUUUUUCAAAAUGUCAGGCUUUGGCAUUUUGUCCAAUUUCUCUUCACUUGGUUUCUCUUUCAUGGGCAGGCCAAGCCCUCCUCCAGCUCCACCUCAUUGCCGGAUUCUCUCAGGCCCAAGUGGGACCCAGAUUCUUUGUCCGGCCCCGGGUCCCUACCCUUGUGGCGCUCCUUUUUCUUGAGGUGUUUUUGUUUGUUUUGUUUUGUUUUUAAUGAGCUCUUAAUUAGUAAUGCCGUCACAAAGUGAAGAUGCCUGGCCGCUUGGUCGACUGCGCAGUGUCUUUACCACUCAGCCCCUUUUGUUUCAAAAAACCCUGAGUCUUAGUACAAUGUUUGUUCUUCCCAACUGCUCCUAGUUCCUAAAUGUGGGUACAUUAAGAAAUCUUAAGGGCAAAGAGGGUGGGGAGGAGGGGACAGAAAACCUGUAAUCCUUGGUGCAGCUCCAAGAAUGAAAUGACACUUGAUGCUUACAUUUUCUUAGCAGACAUGGCCGCUUACCACCAAGAAGGGCAGAUGCAGCUGCCCCGAGCUGAUGCCAUUCGUUCACGUCUCAUCGAUACUUUCUCUCUCAUCGAGCAUUUGCAAGGCUUGAGCCAAGCUGUGCCGCGGCACACUAUCAGGGAGUUACUUGAUCCUUCCCGCCAGAAGAAACUUAUGUGGGGAGAUCAACACCAGCUAGUGCAUUUCUCUAUAAAGCCUCAACGUAUAGGACAGAUUUCACAUGCCGAGAGGCUGUUGAGCAGGCUUCAUGUGCGCUGCAGUCAGAGGCCACCUCUUUCUUUGUGGGCCGGAUGGGUCCUUGAGUGUCCUCUCUUCAAAAACUUCAUCAUCUUCCUGGUCUUUUUGAAUGCGAUCGUACUGAUGGUUGAAAUAGAAUUGCUGGAAUCCACAAAUACCAAACUAUGGCCAUUGAAGCUGACCUUGGAGGUGGCAGCUUGGUUUAUCUUGCUUAUUUUCAUCCUGGAGAUCCUUCUUAAGUGGCUAUCCAACUUUUCCGUUUUCUGGAAGAGUGCCUGGAAUGUCUUUGACUUUGUUGUUACCAUGUUGAGCAUGACCUUCCUCUUGAUGUUGCUGCUCAUCUUCUUCUACAUUUUUGCUGUGACUGGUGUCUACGUCUUCUCAGAGUACACCCGUUCCCCUCGUCAGGACCUGGAGUACCAUGUGUUCUUUUCGGACCUCCCGAAUUCCCUGGUAACAGUGUUCAUUCUCUUCACCUUGGAUCAUUGGUAUGCACUGCUUCAGGACGUCUGGAAGGUGCCUGAAGUCAGUCUCAUCUUCAGCAGCAUCUAUUUCAUCCUUUGGUUGUUGCUUGGCUCCAUUAUCUUUCGAAGUAUCAUAGUAGCCAUGAUGGUUACUAACUUUCAGAAUAUCAGGAAAGAGCUGAAUGAGGAGAUGGCACGUCGGGAGUUUCAGCUCAAAGCUGACAUGUUCAAGCGGCAGAUCAUCCAGAGGUCUGCUUCUCCCUUUUCAACCCCAACUUUCCUUCUCAAGGGUUUCCUGAGCUCAUCUCUUGUUUCUACUCCUUAACCCCACUUUUCCCUUUGUGACAGUAGAUUUGCCCCCAAGGAUAAGAAAUCUCUAGCUCUAGAAUAUUGCCUGAUUCUUCAUCCACUGUGAGGAGUCCAUUUUUUUUUCACCCCUUGACUACAAUUUGUUCUCCCCAAUUAGUUUUCUUCACUUUCUGAUAUGAACUCUUUUUUUCUUACCACACUUUUGCUUGAAUAUAACUGUCUUUGCUCUUUUUUAUUUUUUAUUUUUAUUUGUUGCUCUGCAGGAGAAAAUACAUGUCACGUGAAGCACUGAGGUCAAGCCAUAGCAAAAUAGAGGACAGGUUAGGAGUAUGUAUGUGAACUGGGAUAGAAACACGUGAAGGAGGAGAGGGUGGAAAACUAAAGAUGAAGAUUGGCUUUGAGAGAGAAUUCAUUCAUUUAAUAACUGCAUAUUGUAGUAGGUUGACUAGUGGCACCCGAAAUAAUAUGUUCAUGUCCUUACUCCCUGGAACCUGUGAAUGUGACCUUAUUUGGAAAAAAAAAGAUCCUAAGUUAAGGAUCUUGAGAUGAGAUCAUCCUAGAUUAUCCAGAGGAGCUAGUCAACAAAGGGAAAGUUUGGACUUAUCAGAAGUGUCUGAAGUAGAGUCUAAUUAUGGUGCCACUGAAGAGGAUUUAAUAACAUCUGCAUCAAAAACAGAAGAGACCUUGUCAAAAAAGAGAGAGUACCAGUCUUCCUCCUGUGUCUCCUCCACAUCCUCUUCCUAUUCUUCCUCUUCUGAAUCCAGAUUUUCUGAAUCUAUUGGUUGUUUGGACUGGGAGACUCUUGUGCACGAAAAUCUGCCCGGGCUAAUGGAAAUGGAUCAGGAUGACCGUGUUUGGCCCAGAGACUCACUCUUCCGAUAUUUUGAGUUGCUAGAAAAGCUUCAGUAUAACCUAGAGGAGCGUAAGAAGUUACAAGAGUUUGCAGUGCAGGCACUGAUGAACUUGGAAGACAAGUAAAGCAAUGGAUGGCUUCAAUAUCCUUGGACCCAGCAAAAGAUAAUGAAGGGAAUUGUUGGAAAUAGAGAAUUGAAAAUAUAAAUGUCUGUUCAGAUAGAACAAUGUCUGUUCAUUAAAAUUAAAAUGUAUAA
Molecule: messenger RNA, 2854 nt
Organism: Nomascus leucogenys (northern white-cheeked gibbon)
Lineage: Eukaryota; Metazoa; Chordata; Mammalia; Primates; Hylobatidae
Gene: CATSPER2
Product: cation channel sperm associated 2
Exons: 10
Coding region: 688-1761 (357 amino acids)
Biological process (GO): flagellated sperm motility; monoatomic ion transport; transmembrane transport
Cellular component (GO): membrane; CatSper complex
Molecular function (GO): calcium-activated cation channel activity
Source: RefSeq, a predicted model, not a curated record